Messenger RNA from Papaver somniferum (opium poppy), 1020 nucleotides. RefSeq lists its product as uncharacterized. The record is from RefSeq and is a predicted model, not a curated record. NCBI's taxonomy places the organism in Eukaryota, Viridiplantae, Streptophyta, Magnoliopsida, Ranunculales, Papaveraceae. The coding region runs from base 1 to 1020 and encodes 339 amino acids. The transcript has a single exon.
AUGGAAAAAGGCGGACCAAGCCGAACUAGUGAAGUGAAGGUAAAAGGCCCCAAGAAGAAGGUGGUUGUGGCAUCCCAACAAGGUUCAACAACAAAAGAAGGUAAUAGCGUCCAAAGAAAAGUUAGUAGUGCAAUUAGUAUGAAGCAAUUAGCGAGAAGCCGAGGUAAUAAUGUCAAAGUAAAAGCACCAUUGGUCGAACCAUCGCAAACCACCCCACAAGUAGUUGUUCGUGGUGAGAAAAAGACGGUUUACAUAGACGUAGGAUUAGGUAUAUCACCCCAUAUAGAUGAGGAAUGCAAUUAUAUCCGACCUACGCAUAUAAUAUACAAAAAUUACAUGCAUUAUUUACCACAUUUUAUUCAUGAAUAUGUCAAGUCCACCGAUGAUGUUUCGGGGGACGGAAAUUGUGGUUACCAUGUGUUCCUAGAUCAACUUGGAUCCUUUGCGGAUGAUGCAAGAUCUUGGAAGGUAGAACAAAUUACUUAUGUAAGGGAAAAGUGUUUGCUUGAAUUACGGUGUUCCCCGGAUUUCUAUAAGCGGAUGAUGAGAUUCGAAAGGGAUGAAGCGGGGGCGGUGCUAAAAGAGAGGUUCGAAGCAUUUGAACGGCGUUUAAAGGUCAACACUAAAUUGACAAGUGAAUAUUGGAUGAGAAUUCCAAUAUGUGGCUAUCGACUCGCCAACGCAUUUCAUUGCGUUAUUCAUUCCAUCUCCUAUGCCGAUAGUGCUACAUACGCACCAACAAGAUCAACUUUUACCGAUGAUGAAUCAACAAGGAUAGUCACCAUGGGGUUUGUGAGCAUGAGCCAUUUUAUCGGCCUCCAAUUGAAAGAAGAAUCCCUAUUACCUCCAUUAAGGAGGGGAGAUGGUGGUGACAAUGAAAUAUCAUUGGGUUGGUGUGCUAGGUUUGAAGAAAGAUUUGAAUUGUGGAAAGCAUUGAAGUUGUCAAGGGAUGCUCCUUGUAUACUAAUGACUUCCGAUGAGGAUGAUUAUGAGACUUCCAAUGAUGAUGACUAUGAGUAA